Grus americana (Whooping crane) is the source of this 2621-nucleotide messenger RNA. Its product is annotated as zinc finger protein with KRAB and SCAN domains 8-like. The transcript has 4 exons. Gene Ontology annotation, molecular function: RNA polymerase II transcription regulatory region sequence-specific DNA binding; DNA-binding transcription factor activity, RNA polymerase II-specific. Lineage: Eukaryota; Metazoa; Chordata; Aves; Gruiformes; Gruidae. Bases 207 to 1661 code for a protein of 484 amino acids. Gene Ontology annotation, biological process: regulation of transcription by RNA polymerase II. Gene Ontology annotation, cellular component: nucleus. The record is from RefSeq and is a predicted model, not a curated record.
GGGGGGCGGCGGGGCCGGGCCCGGCCGCUCCGGCCCUUUGUGUCGGCGAGCGGGGAGCGGCGGGGCUGCGGCGCCGGGACUCCAGAGCCCACCCCACCGGCUGCUUUCCAAAGCCCCCCCCGCAUCGCACCCCCCCCCAGGGAGAGGGGUUUUUUUUUUUGCGGGGGGGGGGGGAGAAACACCCAGCAGCCACGGAGCCCGGCAGCAUGGAGACCCCGACAGCGCAACCCCGCUGGCGGCUGCAACCGGAGGGGGGUCGCCGGUGUCCCCCGGCCCCUCGCCCCCCCUCGCCGUGCCCGGAGGAGGACACAGAGGGGUCCCCGAUGUCCUCGGAGCGGGCGGCCGAGAGACGUCGCUGGCCGCGGGGGGAGUGGGCACGGCGGUUGGUGCCGGCGUUGCACGGCGGCGGUGCCGGCACGGAGAUGCGCCGGUUACGCUUCCGGCAAUUCCGGUAUCAGGAGGCGUCGGGACCGCGAGACGUUUGCCGGCGGUUACGGGAACUGUCGCAGGGUUGGUUACGGCCGGAGGUGAGGAGCAAGGAGCAGAUCAUGGAGCUGCUGGUGCUGGAGCAGUUCCUCAGCAUCCUUCCCGAGGAAAUCCAGAGCUGGGUUUGGGUGCGACACCCCGAAUCCUGCGCCCAAGCCGUUGCCUUGGCCGAGAGCUUCCAGUUGGGACGGGGAGAUCCCGAUGGGAUUUGGGAGCAGCAGGUGACGGUGCGCGUGAAGGUGGAGGAGGUGGCCCCAGGGGACGCGGAGGACCCCGAAAUGGCGGGGGACCCACCGAGCCCCCCGUCAGAGUCACCCCAGCUCCCCUCUGGGGAGGAGGUGGCCCGGGGCAAGGUCAAGUUUGUCCCCGAGGAAGAGGAGCGGUGCCUGCAGGAAACAGGUCCCACCACGGCGAGCAGAGACCCAGAGGCAUCCGCUUUGCAACAGCAAGACCCCCCGCACCCACCCAGCACCCUCCAGGGCAUCCCGGUGGUUGGGACCUCCACCCGGAGAGGAACCCACCGGCGACAGAUCCCACGGGAUCCCACCGCGUUCCCACAGCCCCUCGCCCAAGGUCCGCCCGGACUGGCAGAGGACACCAGGAGCCCGGAGAAGCCGUGGGUGAAGCAGGAGCCGUCGGCGCAGGGGAAGGACCGUCCGUACCCCUGCGGCGAGUGCGGCAAGAGCUUCGGCCGGUUGACCCACCUGAAGACCCACCAGCGAACCCACACGGGGGUGAAGCCCUAUGCCUGCGGGGCUUGCGGCAAGAGCUUCGGCCACCUCUCCACCCUCACCACUCACCAACGGCUUCACACGGGUGAGCGUCCCUACGCCUGCGGCUCCUGCGGCAAGACCUUCACCAACCCAUCGGACCUCAACAAGCACCAACGGUCGCACACGGGUGAGCGACCCUACCCCUGUGCCGCCUGCGGCAAACGCUUCAGCCAACAGUCCAACCUCACCAUGCACCAACGGAGCCACACCGAGGAGCGACCCUACCCCUGCGGCGCCUGCGGCAAGAGCUUCAAAUACUUGGCGGACCUGACGGUGCACGAGCGCUCGCACACGGGCGAGAGACCCUUCCCCUGUCCCCACUGCGGGAAGAGCUUCAGCAACAAGUCCUCCCUCGCCCGGCACACGCGUAUCCACGCCCGGGCGGCCGCCAGGGACAAGUGAUGGGGUUUGGUGGUGGGGAGGAGGAGGAGGGCAGCACCGCUUCAUCCUGGUGGAGGAGGAGGUGAUGAUGGGGAACCACCACGGGGGACGGUUGAGGUUGGGUGGGUGAGGUGGACGUGGCGGACGCCCCGGAUGGCCGGUACUGGGUUCCUUGCCGACCAGUGCUGCACGGCUGCUGCAGAUGGACUGAUUUGCCCGGAGGAGAUGCAACAUGGAUGGAGGAGGGGGACGAUGAGCUGAUGCUUGAUGUCCCUUACAAGCCCAGUGGCUCCAGGACUCGGGCCACUGGUCCCAGAGUUGUGACACAGAUAGGGGUGAAGAUGAGCUGGUGACUGAUACCCACCAUGAGCCGGGUGGCUCCAGGAGGUGUCUCCCUGGUCCCACAGGAGAUGCAACACGGAUGGUGGGAUGAUGAUUGACGUCCCUCAUGAGCCUGGUGGCUCCAGGACGUGUCUCCCUGGUCCCAGAGGAGACGUAACAGGGAUGGUGGGAUGAUCAGCUGAUGAUUGACGUCCCCCAUGAGCCUGGUGGCUCCAGGACAGCGUCCCAAAGCAGAUGUAACACGGAUGCGGAUGAAGACGAACCGAUGGUUGAUGUCCCUCAAGAGCCUGGAGGCUCCCAGGUCCCUCACCCAUCUCCUCUGGACACGUCCAUCUCCCCUCCACCCUAACCCCACCCCAGGACGCCCUGUUUUCCCCUCCCGUUGCCUUUUUCCCCCCAUUUUUGGUAUUUAUUCAUCACAGCCAGCGCCGUCCCCUCUCGCCAUCACGCGUGUCGUCCCCCCACCCCGCCCACCGGGCCUUUACGUUUUCGGAGACCGACCUACCUCACCGGCCGCUCGCCCGUGUGCCCAGGGCUCGACGCGGGUGCCGGGGUCACCCCCCACUCCUGCUGGGUUUGCCCCCCAAUUUUUGCCCCCCCCCCCCCUUUGCUGUAACGACAGAUGUAGCCCCCUCGCCG